Trachemys scripta elegans is the source of this 4845-nucleotide messenger RNA. It is a transcript of the gene HECTD2, whose product is annotated as HECT domain E3 ubiquitin protein ligase 2. The transcript has 21 exons. Gene Ontology annotation, molecular function: ubiquitin protein ligase activity. The record is from RefSeq and is a predicted model, not a curated record. Lineage: Eukaryota; Metazoa; Chordata; Testudines; Emydidae. Gene Ontology annotation, biological process: protein polyubiquitination. Bases 65 to 2458 code for a protein of 797 amino acids.
UGUGGGUUUGGUGGGGGCGGGGAAGUGUCGUAGACCCGGUGCGUGUUGGCUGGGCGAAGUAGCGAUGUCACUGCAGACCCCGCAGGCUGCCACAGCCGGCUCAGAUCUCCCCGCUGUUACCGAGAAAGGGUCCUUGCUGGGUUACAAAAUGGGCGAGGACAGUUUUGUUCCCCCGUCAGUGGAGGAGGAAGAGGAAGACGGGGAGAAAGAAAAGGAGAAAGAGAAAUUGCCUCCUAUCCUGACCGCAUCUAAUACUGCUGCUGGGGGAUUGGAUAGAGGAACCAAAAGCCAAUUUUCUACUUUUAGCAGUUUUAUUUCCACUAUCAACCAAAAGAAAGAAGCAGCCGGAAGCAGCAGCUCACCUACACAACUUGUUAUACCCAACAUCAAAAAUGUGAGAGAUCUACCACCAAUUUGCCUUGAUGUUAGGCAAAAGCAGCGCAUCUCUAUAGAUACACUACCACCGGAACUGAAAGCUCCAGUCCCUCCAGAACCUUCCCUUCCCAUCCGAACCAAAACUAUGAAAGACUUCCAGGAGGAUAUGGAAAAAGCUAAGUCAUCAGGAGAUUGGAAAGCUGUACAUGAUUUUUAUUUAACAACAUUUGAUUCUUUCCUGGAGCUAAAUGCUGCAUUUAAGAAAGAUGUCAGUCUCCCUUUCAGUACCAUUGAAGACUCUGGAAUCAAUGCUAAAUUUGUGAAUGCUGUCUAUGAUGCCUUACUAAAUACUCCUCAAGAUAUUCAGAAGUCUGUCCUAAAAGGAAUAAUUAAUGGUCUGUUACAGGAGUGGAAAGGGCCACGAACAAAAGAUGAUCUGAGAGCAUACUGUAUACUUUUACAGAAUCCUCAGUUUAGUAACACAUCUACUUAUGUCAUCUAUGCUCACUUGCUAAGACAGAUAGCAACCUUGGCAGAAGCUGACCACCAUUUCCUAGCUCACUGGUUUAAAAAGAUUUCGCAGAGGAGAUUUAAGCAGUUAGUAGACAGGUUGCUGCAAUUUAUUUCUUUACGUCUGUUCCCUGCAAAACCUGAAGAAUUCCCACCCAUGAUAAAAUGUACUUGGUGGAUUCCAUCAGCAACCAAAGUCUUGUCUUUAUUCAAUGCUGCAAAUAGCCUAGCUAAUCCUGCUAUUAUUCCAUAUACGGAUUUUUAUAAUUCUACUUUGGAUCAUAUUGAUCUCAUGGAAGAGUAUCAUAACUGGCAGUGUUAUGGAAACUCUCACAGGUUUUCUUUCUGUCAGUAUCCAUUCAUUAUUUCUAUAGCAGCAAAAAAAGUUAUUAUUCAAAGGGACUCAGAACAACAGAUGAUAAGCAUGGCACGGCAAAGCCUAGUGGACAAAGUCUCUCGCAGGCAGAGACCUGACAUGAAUAUGUUAUUCCUGAACUUGAAAGUGAGAAGGAUGCACCUUGUUAGUGAUUCACUUGAUGAGCUGACACGGAAGAGGGCAGAUUUGAAAAAAAAGUUGAAAGUUACAUUUGUAGGGGAGGCUGGUCUUGAUAUGGGUGGCUUGACAAAAGAAUGGUUUCUUCUCCUUAUUCGCCAGAUUUUUCACCCGGACUAUGGUAUGUUUACAUAUCACAAGGAUUCACACUGUCACUGGUUUAGCAGCUAUAAAUGUGAUGAUUACUCUGAAUUCCGAUUGGUUGGAGCUCUUAUGGGACUUGCCGUGUAUAACAGUAUCACCUUGGAUAUUCGCUUCCCACCUUGCUGUUACAAGAAACUUUUGAGUCCUCCCAUUGUUCCCUGUGAUCAGAACACACCUGUAGGCAUCAGUGGUGUUUCAUUAGAUGACCUGUGUCAUAUUAUGCCAGAGUUGGCCCAUGGACUAAGUGAGCUUCUAUCCUAUGAAGACAACGUUGAAGAAGACUUUUAUUCAACCUUCCAGGUGUUUCAAGAAGAAUUUGGAGUCAUAAAAUCUUAUAACCUAAAGCCUGGUGGUGAUAAAAUUCCAGUUACGGCUCAGAAUAGGAAAGAAUAUGUGCAGCUUUAUGUUGACUUCAUUCUCAACAAAUCAAUCUACAAACAAUUUGCAGCUUUUUAUUAUGGAUUCCAUAGUGUCUGUGAUUCAUAUGCGUUGAUGCUACUUCGUCCAGAAGAAGUUGAAAUUCUUGUUUGUGGAAGCCCUGAACUGGAUAUGUAUGCUCUACAGAGAAACACCCAGUAUGAUGGCUACCUGAAAACUGAUCUCACUAUACGAUACUUUUGGGAGGUAGUACUUGGAUUUCCUCUUGAUCUCCAAAAGAAGCUACUGCAUUUUACUACAGGAAGUGACAGAGUACCUGUGGGAGGGAUGGCUGAUUUGAAUUUCAAGAUUUCAAAGAGUGAAACAUCCACUAACUGGUUACCUGUGGCCCACACCUGCUUCAACCAGCUUUGCCUCCCUCCUUACAAGAGCAAAAAAGAACUGAAGCAGAAGCUGAUCAUUGGAAUUUCAAAUACAGAAGGUUUUGGUCUAGAAUAAGAUGAAAGAUUUAAAAUACCGGAUUUUUUAUGUAGCACUCACUCUCCUCUUAUUGUGCCUUUAAGCUUUUCAUGUUUCUGUCUCUUGAUCCUGUGCCAGUCUUAUCCAAUUUAAAACAUGAUUUUUUUUUUAAUUAAAUGCAAAGUGCAUUUGUUUUUGCUGUAUGGCAAUACAUUUACUGCUUGUUUUUUCAGAAAGUAAUUUUCAUAAAAUACAGAAUGCUGCAUUACUUGACAGAAGAAAGCUGACAGAGGUGACAAAUUCCAGGUUACAGUUUUGUCUCUGAUUAUUCUUGGAGCACUGUAUAAUUAAUCAUAAUUUGCAUCAUGAUGCAUGUUCCACUGGGAAAGGAAACACAAAAGGUUUCUUGAUUAGGUAAGCCAAGUGGCAGAAUGUCUUUAAUUAAUACACGCAGUAGCAAAGUGUAUAACUGCCAUUCAUGUGAGACAUGAGGCCAUAUUUUCAUAUUGAGACAUAAAGCAAUUUUAGCCUGGAUAAAAUGUAUACAGUUUUAAUGUUCUGGCUUUCGUUAUCAAAUAAUUAAGCAGGAUAUUUAAAAAGCAUGUAAAUAACUGUCUGUGGAAAAAUAGGAUUUUGAUAGUGCCAUUAAUUGCUAAAGAUUUAUUUUUACAAAUACACAGUUUUAGAUGUUAUAUAUUCAGCUUUUACAGAUCAACAGAAUUGAUUUGUACAGGGAUGUUAAAAGUACUAUAUUCAGUAUAACUGGACUCAAGGACAAACUUUAAGUAUUAAACAACCUGCAUGUUAAUUUUAUGAAAUUGGCAGCAAACUAGUCAGUUUGACUGUAGAUAUUGUAGUUUUGUAACCAUGGCUUACUUAAAGAAAUUGGAUGUUGACAGGUAAAUUCUAAAUCUCUUUGAAUCACUUCAGAGAUAAGUGAUAUCCACAUCACAUGGAAAAAUAUUAAAAUUUUAACUUGUGAACCAUACUGUCAUUUGAUCAACAAUUUUAUGCUAGAAAUCUUUUAGUAAAAGUUUAUUAGAGUAAGCUAUGACAAAAGUGAAUACAAGAACAAAUCAAAAUGCUGUAGCUUUCAUUUAACUUGAAGGUCAGUAUUUAGACAAUGUUUUGUUUUUUUCGCUGCACACUAAUAAAGUAAAUGUAAAGAUAUUCUUGUCUGCAAGUCUUAGCAAAUUUGGAGUUGGGGAAGAAACUGAUUGUAAAAUGCAGGCAUAAUUACAAAUCCAUUUUUAUUCACAACCUGAGACAGUUAGCAGCAUACAGUAUAGUAUAUUGUAUUUUUUUACAUCAGGUAAUACCUACUGUAUGUUCUAUAGAUUUUGCAACGGAACUUAUUUGCAAUAACAAAAUAUACAGUAAUUUUUCUGAUACUUUUCUUAUUCUGGCUAUUUCUUCCUUUCUAUACUACUUACAUACAACCAGCAGAUUUCUACGUUGGUUAAUAAACUAAUCUGGCUACCCUGUAACCUUAAUGCCAUUAAUCCUUUAGUAAAUAACUACACAUUUCAUUCUGUUCUGAUCCUUAAAGAAGGUAGUGAUAUUUUACCAUUUUUAUUUUAUUAGGAAUAGAGAUUAGUGGUAGGAUUUUUGAAAGCAUUCAGCAUUGGCUUAACUCAGUUCCUCUUUAAGUCAGUGGUAAAACUACCAUUGACUUCAGUGGGAGCAUAUUUAGACCAGUAAUUGGUGCUUUUAAAAAUACCACUCUAGAAUUAUAUUUUUAAUCUGAAAAUGUAAAGUGAAUCAGUUACACAAAUCACACUGCUUCAUCACUGUACUGCCUGAACUAAAAAAACAUUUUAAAUGGGUAAAAUAUUAAUAAGCACAAAAAUGUGAGUGUAUUUUAGAAAUCAGAAUUAUGUAUAUUUUUAUUAAGUAAACUGGAAACAAAAUUUUUGUUUCUAAAGGGGGUGAUUCAUGGAAAGUUGUCUUAUGUAUUUUGUUUAUGAAUUAAUAGCUAUACAGUUUCUCAUGUAAAAUGCACAUAAGUCAAUAUUUUUAUGACUCAAGCCCACAUUUAAUAACUGAAGCAUUGUUUCUGCCUAUCAUUAAGAUAAAAGCUUUACAUUUUAAUCUUUUAUCACAAAAUUGCACUUUGCCUUGGUUUAGUUUUAAUUAUUAAAAGCUUUUUGGGUUUACUGUAUAAUAUUACCUCAAAAUUUUAAAAGCUAUUAUAUUUGCAUCCAUUUUUAAAUAAACUAGAGAACUGUCAUUGAAUUACAUUUUAUAUUUCCUGACAUUAAGUUAAAUAAUUGUAAUUUUUGUAUUUGUUAAAUGAAAGCAUUGCACAGUAUUUAUGAAAUAAGCCUCUGAUCUCCUCAUUUAACAUUGUUUGCUCAACUACAUUUUAUUUUGUUGUCUUGCAAUGUAAUCCAAUGAAACCUUCCACCCAUUUUUUCUCUCUACAA